This is a messenger RNA of Haliaeetus leucocephalus (bald eagle), 3118 nucleotides long. RefSeq names its product solute carrier family 25 (aspartate/glutamate carrier), member 13 (gene SLC25A13). Bases 69 to 2090 code for a protein of 673 amino acids. The transcript has 18 exons. Gene Ontology annotation, molecular function: calcium ion binding; L-glutamate transmembrane transporter activity; L-aspartate transmembrane transporter activity. NCBI's taxonomy places the organism in Eukaryota, Metazoa, Chordata, Aves, Accipitriformes, Accipitridae. Gene Ontology annotation, biological process: aspartate transmembrane transport; malate-aspartate shuttle; L-glutamate transmembrane transport. The record is from RefSeq and is a predicted model, not a curated record.
GCUGGGCUGUGAGCAUAUUUUGUCUCCUGAGUUUCUCAAAAUAUUAAUGUCAGUGAAACCAAAGGAAAAUGAGUGUGGCUCUAACCAAGAGAGCUGAUCCAGCUGAGUUGAAAACAAUAUUUUUGAAGUAUGCGAGUGUGGAGAAGAAUGGUGAAUUCUUCAUGUCUCCUAAUGACUUUGUCACACGGUACCUGAAGAUAAUUGGAGAUGGUUUGCCUAAUGCAAGCACUGUACAGCUCCUUGCAGGUGUGGUGGAUCAGACAAAAGAUGGGUUGAUAUCCUUUCAAGAGUUUGUGGCAUUUGAAUCAGUCCUGUGUGCUCCAGAUGCAUUGUUCAUAGUAGCCUUUCAGCUGUUUGACAAGACUGGCAAAGGAGAAGUUACUUUUGAGGAUGCUAAGCAAGUUUUUGGCCAGACCACGAUUCAUCAGCACAUUCCUUUUAACUGGAAUUCAGAGUUUGUACAGCUGCAUUUUGGAAAGGAUAGAAAAAGACACCUAACAUAUGCGGAGUUCACCCAGUUUUUACUGGAGAUACAGUUAGAACAUGCAAAACAAGCUUUUGUGCAGAGAGACAAUGCUCAGGCCGGAAGAGUCACAGCUAUGGACUUCAGGGACAUUAUGGUCACUAUCCGGCCACACAUGCUGACACCAUUUGUAGAAGAAUGUCUAGUAGCUGCUGCUGGAGGUACCACUUCCCAUCAGGUCAGCUUUUCCUAUUUUAAUGGAUUUAAUUCUCUCCUUAACAACAUGGAGCUCAUUAGAAAGAUCUACAGUACUCUGGCUGGAAAUAGAAAAGAUGUGGAAGUCACUAAGGAGGAGUUUGUUCUGGCAGCUCAGAAAUUUGGUCAGGUUACACCCAUGGAAGUUGACAUCUUGUUUCAGUUAGCAGAUCUAUAUGAGCCACGGGGGCGCAUGACGUUAGCUGAUAUUGAAAGAAUUGCUCCUCUGGAGGAAGGGACGUUGCCUUACAACCUGGCUGAGGCUCAGAGGCAGAAAGCUUCAGGUGAUGUGUCUCGACCUAUUCUCAUCCAGAUUGCAGAAUCGGCAUACAGAUUUGCCCUUGGUUCGGUUGCUGGAGCUGUUGGAGCCACUGCAGUCUACCCAAUUGAUUUGGUAAAAACUCGAAUGCAAAACCAGCGCUCUACAGGCUCUUUUGUGGGAGAACUUAUGUAUAAAAACAGCUUUGAUUGCUUCAAGAAAGUGCUACGUUAUGAAGGUUUCUUUGGGCUUUAUAGAGGUCUGUUACCACAGCUAUUAGGAGUAGCACCAGAGAAGGCCAUAAAACUUACUGUUAAUGAUUUUGUGAGAGAUAAGUUUAUGACUAAAGAUGGCUCUGUCCCACUGGCUGCAGAAAUUCUUGCUGGUGGCUGUGCUGGAGGUUCUCAAGUGAUCUUUACCAAUCCACUGGAAAUUGUUAAGAUUCGAUUACAGGUGGCUGGAGAAAUUACUACUGGUCCACGAGUUAGUGCCCUCACUGUAUUACGGGACUUAGGCUUCUUUGGUCUCUACAAGGGUGCUAAGGCAUGUUUUUUGCGUGACAUCCCCUUCUCUGCCAUUUACUUCCCCUGUUAUGCUCACUUGAAAGCUUCAUUUGCAAAUGAGGAUGGGAGGGUCAGCCCUGGAAAUCUGCUCUUGGCUGGAUCAAUAGCUGGUAUGCCUGCAGCCUCUCUGGUGACCCCUGCGGAUGUCAUCAAAACAAGGCUACAGGUGGCAGCCCGGGCAGGACAGACCACCUACAGCGGCGUUGUAGACUGUUUUGCAAAGAUCCUUCGAGAGGAAGGUCCGAAGGCUCUGUGGAAAGGAGCAGGAGCUCGUGUAUUUCGAUCUUCUCCUCAGUUUGGUGUAACUCUCGUAACUUACGAGCUACUGCAGAGAUGGUUUUACGUGGACUUCGGAGGAGUAAAACCAGCUGGAUCAGAGCCAGUUCCUAAAUCUAGGAUCACACUCCCUGCUCCUAACCCUGACCAUGUAGGUGGUUAUAAAUUGGCAGUUGCCACUUUUGCAGGGAUUGAAAACAAGUUUGGACUUUACCUACCUCGGUUUAAGCCAUCGCCACCUACCUCAAAGGCUGCUGCAGCAGUAGGACCCUAAGUUUAUUGCUGUAGGUUUUUUGUUAUUAGUUGGGAAAGAGCCACUUUUCUAAUUGGUUAUUACUUUGUUCCUUUAGCUUCUCAUCAUAUAACAGUUUAGCUUCAUUUGAGUUUUAAGGCAAUUUUCAUCCUAAAUGUAAUCAUUUGUCUUUGUGCUUCCUUAACCAGAUCACUGUGAAAUUCUUACCAGUUGUUUUAAGUUUGGGACCAUGAAUGUAUUUGUCCACAUCUGACAUGCGCUUGUGUUGGGAAGACACUAAUUUUAGGUUCUGUUUAUUGGGGAGGGCUGGGUGAGAGCUGUGAACCAGAUCAUCUUACAGGCAAUGCUCAGUUGCAGAUCACCAGGGCGGAUGUUGCACAUCGUCACUCAAAUGGAAAAACUCCGUAGAUAUCACGGUGCUCAAAGCGGAAUGAUUUUGACUGUACAUGUAAAUUGGUUAUAAACUUAGUGCGUGUCUGUAGAGGUCAGCAAAUAUAUACCCGGUACCUAAGUAUGCCAGUACAGCUUCAACUUUUUAAAUAUGUACACGCACAAGUUCUGUUUCUGGAUUGUAUUAUGAAGCUUUUAUGUGGAACAUGUUUUUGUAAUGGAAACCACAUUUAUAAAUGUUUAGCCGUUGUAUUAUGUUACUGGUAUCAAAAUGCUCAAAAGAAAGUGUUAUUGUCCAUAGUCUUUGCACUUUAUGGAAGAACUUUUGGCAUUCUACUACACAUACAAGGAAAUUUCAUAACUAGGUGCCUAUCUUGGGUUGCUGGUGUUUGAAAUUCAGUUUGUAUAUGCACUUCUAUAGUAAACCGCUGCUUGUUUAAAUAACUGCAAUAGAAAAUUCAUGCACUGUAUCAAUGGUACCUGCCUUAACUGCUGGCUUGUAAUUGGCAAAUAGGUGGUUUCAAAUUCUUAUUUACUUCAUUGAGUCAAAAGAGAUUAAAAUACUCUAAAAGAAAAGAUUUUACUUAAUUUUUUGGUGCCUUGCACAGUGUUUAGAAAAUUAUGUAUUUAUGAAGAUAGAAAUAAACCUUUCAAACAGA